AAUUGGUCAGUAUUAUAUGAUAAACGAGCGAAUCGAGGGAUACUAUGAUUGAAACUACAGUCCAGUUGUUUCCCACCCUCCGCCCCUCCCUCCCUGCCUGUAGAUUUGAACGACCUCCGGUGCUCCUUAAAUAAGUCUCAGAUGAAAACAUGUCCUUGCUGUUGGCGGUGACACGAGUGAUUGUUUCACGGUGUACUGCUGUACUUUGUAGACAUGGAAGUCAAGAAUUGCAGUUUUGGUGCUCGCCAGUACAGUUGUUGUUGUUGGUGGUAAGUCAACCUGGGAGACGACAUGCAUGCGCAUCUUCUGGCUGGUGGUGGUGGAACUUGCCCCCGCCCGCCUUUCCUUCCGCCAUGAGCCCACAACACAAGUUCCCAGCAGCCCUGGUCCCUGAAUUCCUCCCUGCUGGUCAAUUCGUAGUUGUACCUGCGGAGGGCCGAGGGAGGUUGCUUUGCUGCUGCUUUCAUCGCUAUCAGCUUUUGUGCAACGACAAUUCUCUCACGGAUUCUUCCUCCUUCGACAGCUACCCGAGAAUCUAUUGUGCCCAAAAAGCUGUGGACUGUCCGGGCGAUGCAGUCUCGAGGCUUCUUCUGUCAAGCCAGGAUAAGCCGUGAGCAUGCAAAAGUCUUCGGAUUUCGACUGCACUCAGAUCGAGAAGGGAGCAUUCGCAUGCGCCUUCCAUUCUUCACAGGCUUCCAAACGCAAUUCGUGUGCUCAAUUAAACAAAGGUACUGCCAGAGGGAGAACCUGAAGGUCCUUCGAGUCUCAUCCCAAUGGCCUGACCCGAUUAGGUCACCAAGCGCCAAGUAGGGCACAGAGGAAUUCUGCGGGAGCUUUCUUCAAUCUGGACUGCUAUCGAAGUAGGAUCUGCUUUAGCGUACCUUCGUGCGGAUGUAUGUCAGUGUCUGCUCAAUUUCCCGGAGGCAUUGCUCAUUGAGAUGAUUCCCUUCUCAGAGCUUCGAAUUCUCUCAGAAUCACAACGAGAAUACUGACACCGAUCAGAACAAUUCGCCUGUCGAGAAACUUUUAACUUAUUUCGUUGCUAGACAAUUCCAAUGGAUUCCGGAG
Messenger RNA from Marchantia polymorpha subsp. ruderalis, 1068 nucleotides. Lineage: Eukaryota; Viridiplantae; Streptophyta; Marchantiopsida; Marchantiales; Marchantiaceae. The record is from the annotation of a GenBank genome assembly.